AUGAAAGUCUCCGUCUUUCUUACUAUUCUUAGUAGUGUUACUAGCGCCCUCGCAGGCUGUAACUGCAAGUGCCAGGACCCGUCCGGCACUGGCCCCCAGUGGGACGAUCUCACGUAUGAAGCAUGCAGCGUUCAACUCCCCGACGAGAGUGCAGCUUGUCUUAUGAACAAGGUGUACCAUGGUCAGGAGCAUCAUCAGCGGUGGCUUCGACAAGUUUUGCAAGGGCCGAGGCGCCCCUGGUGCUUUCUGCUGGAAGUGAGAGGGUACUAUAUAUGCCUCAAGCUCGGAAGCAUAUCGCAUUGGUGGCUGUCAAUGGUUGCUUUGCGGAAGGCAGGCCGUCGACCGGUUUCUGAAGUCGCGUGA
Molecule: messenger RNA, 363 nt
Organism: Neurospora tetraspora
Lineage: Eukaryota; Fungi; Ascomycota; Sordariomycetes; Sordariales; Sordariaceae
Exons: 3
Coding region: 1-363 (120 amino acids)
Source: RefSeq, a predicted model, not a curated record